This is a messenger RNA of Oldenlandia corymbosa var. corymbosa, 2361 nucleotides long. Lineage: Eukaryota; Viridiplantae; Streptophyta; Magnoliopsida; Gentianales; Rubiaceae. The record is from the annotation of a GenBank genome assembly.
AUGGAUUUCAAUGAAUUGGAAGCCAUUGAAGGCCUGCGAUGGACAUGGAACUCAUGGCCCACAUCCAAGUCCGAAGUCGACUCCCUCGUGAUCCCUUUAUCGAUUUUGUGCACCCCUUUAUACCAAUUCAAUGAACUGCCUGUACUUCCCUAUGAUCCUCUACUCUGCUCCAGCUGUGGCGCCGCCUUGAAUCCAUAUGCCCGGGUCGAUUACCAACAUGGGCUCUGGAUUUGCCCGUUUUGUGACCUCAAGAACCGUUUCCCGAAGACUUAUGUUGGUGUUAACGAGAGUAAUAUCCCGGCUGAGCUUUUUCCGACGUAUAGUACGGUGGAGUAUCAUCUUGGGAAGAAAGCCUUAAAUUUGUCGCAGAGCAGCGGGUUUGGUUCGGUUCCGGGUUUUGAGAAUGGGUCGCUGUCGAGGGCGGGUUCGUUUCUUAGCUCCAGCACUUCGUUUUCUGGGUCGGAUCGGGCCGGGCCGAGUCUUGGUCCGGGACCGGCGUUUGUGUUCGUGAUAGAUGCUUGUACUGAAGAGGAGGAGCUCACGGUGUUAAAGAGUGAGUUGCUGCACGUGAUCGCGAGGUUGCCGGAGAAUGCUUUGGUGGGUUUGGUGGUUUUUGACUCUAUGGUGAGGGUUUAUGAUCUGGGGUUUUCAGAGAGUACGAGGGUGGUGUUAUUUCACGGUGGCCGAGAGAUUUCAUCCGACAAGACCAGAGAGCUAUUGGGGAUCCAUCGCAGUACACCACAACUUGGAGGGAUAGCGACAGUGAAAAAACAGAGUUUUCUAUUACCAGUGUCAGAAUGUGAGUUUAGUAUCACAAAUGCAAUUGAAGACCUGCAGUCUUCACCAUGUACUGUUGCAGGUGGCCGUCCAUUACGGUCCACAGGGGUAGCGAUAUCAGUUGCAGUUGGACUUUUAGAAGGAUCCUCGGUGAAUUUUGCAUCACGUAUUAUGGUUUUCACAUCGGGACCUGCAACUGUUGGCCCAGGCUUGGUUGUGGACUCAGACUUCAGUCAGGCCAUCAGGACCCACCGAGACAUUGAAAAAGGGCGUGAUCCUUAUUACCACAAAUCCAUUGAAUUCUAUCAUAGGUUAUCUCGGAGGUUAUGUGAUUCUUCAGUUGUCCUAGAUCUUUUUGCAUGCUCGCUGGAUCAAGUUGGAGCAGCAGAACUAAAAGUUCCUGUUGAGGGUUCUGGUGGCUUUAUGUUGUUAGCAGAGUCAUUUGAUUCUGAACAGUUCAGAAAGUGUUUGGGUCACAUUUUUAUUCAGGAUGAGGAAGGAAAUUUAAACAUGUGUUUUGAUGCAACUAUUGAGUUAGUAGCAACAGAAGGUGUAAAAGUGCGUGGAGCUCUUGGUCCUUGCACUUCGUUGGGGAAAAUUGGCAGUUCAGUUGGUAAUGUGCCCAUUGGGGAGGGUAGCACGCACGUGUGGAAGUUGGGUACACUUACCAGCAAAACAUGUAUUGCUUUCAUCUUUGAAGUGGAUAAUAAGCACAAAGUUGAACAUAAGUCUGCUUUUCUUGUACAAUUCAUAACCAAGUACAGAUAUGGUAAUAUGGGAAUCCGUAAGAGAGUGACUACCGUGGCCAGAAGGUGGGCUAAAAAUAGGUCACCGGAAAUUGUGUCUGGAUUUGAUCAGGAAGCAGCUGCUUCAGUGGUUGCUAGACUUGCUAUUCAUAAAUCCAAGAAAAACUUUGCUUCUGAAGUUAUUAGUUGGUUGGAUCAGAUACUUGUUCGUUUUGCAGCAAAGUUUGGUGAAUAUGUGCCUGAGGAUCCAAAUUCCUUUCGUCUUUCAUCCAACUUCUCCCUAUAUCCACAAUUCAUAUAUCAUUUACGGAGGUCUCAGUUCAUUGAUGUGUUCAAUAGCACUCCAGACGAGACUGCCUUUUUUCAACUUAUGCUAAACAGAGAGGGUGUGGUGGGCUCCUUGUUAAUGAUCCAGCCCACCCUGUUUCAAUAUUCAUUUGAAGGACCACCGAUCCCCGUUCUUCUUGAUGUUCGAUCCAUCCUUCCUGAUGUGAUUUUGCUCUUUGACUCUUACUUUCAUGUUGUUAUUCACUAUGGAUCUAAGAUCGCACAAUGGAGGAAGCUCGGUUAUGACAGGGACCCCAGUUACGAGAGCUUACGAAAAUUGCUAGAGGCUGUCCAGCUUGAUGCCGAGCAGCUUGUGGCCGAACGCAUCCCAGUUCCAAAGCUCAUAAGAUGCGACCAGCAUAGCAGCCAAGCUAGGUUCCUUCUUGCCAAGCUGAAUCCAUCUGUCACACAGAAUUCUGGAUAUGCAGAAGGCUCGGAGGUUAUAUAUACUGAUGAACCCAGUCUACAAGAAUUCAUGGAACACUUGCAAGCUUUGGCUGUGCAAGGCUAA